Messenger RNA from Cricetulus griseus (Chinese hamster), 512 nucleotides. NCBI's taxonomy places the organism in Eukaryota, Metazoa, Chordata, Mammalia, Rodentia, Cricetidae. The record is from RefSeq and is a predicted model, not a curated record.
UGCCACACUGGAAGAACCUCAACCUGGAGCUGAACGAGAUGGAAAACUGGACCAUGGGGCUCUGGAAAUCCUGCGUCAUCCAGGAGGAAGUGGGGAGGCAAUGCAAGGACUUUGACUCCUUCUUGGCCUUGCCAGCCGAACUCCAGAUCUCCAGGAUCUUGAUGUCUCUGUCGAAUGGGCUGGGGCUGCUGGGGCUGCUGGCCUCUGGCUCUGGCCUGGACUGCUUGAGGCUUGGAGAGACCCAGAAGGAUCUGAAGAGGCGGUUGCUUAUCCUAGGAGGGCUCCUGCUCUGGACUUCGGGCGUGAUGGUCCUGGUUCCUGUCUCCUGGGUGGCCCACAUGACAGUAGAGGAGUUCUGGGAUGAGACUCUGCCUGAGAUUGUGCCCAGGUGGGAGUUUGGGGAGGCCCUUUUCCUUGGCUGGUUUGCUGGCUUCUGCCUUGUGUUAGGAGGGUGUCUGCUUCACUGUGCAGCCUGCUCAAGCCCAGCUCCUCCAGCCUCGGGCCGCUAUGCA